This is a messenger RNA of Physcomitrium patens, 1270 nucleotides long. RefSeq names its product xyloglucan endotransglucosylase protein 6. Lineage: Eukaryota; Viridiplantae; Streptophyta; Bryopsida; Funariales; Funariaceae. Gene Ontology annotation, cellular component: cell wall; apoplast. The record is from RefSeq and is a predicted model, not a curated record. Gene Ontology annotation, biological process: glucan metabolic process. Gene Ontology annotation, molecular function: hydrolase activity, hydrolyzing O-glycosyl compounds; xyloglucan:xyloglucosyl transferase activity.
CUGCUGUGGCAAAUCCUCCACCUCCACCGCCUCCGCCUCCACCUCCAUCACCGCCCCCUCCACCACCUAGGCUAUCCAAGCCAUGGGAUUUAGCCCCUUGGGACAUGCACUACAUGAACAAUUGGACUCCAAAAGAUCCUCCCGGUGGCUUAGUCAUCUCUGAUGAUCAGAUGCACGUUGACAUGAAGAUAACCAGUACAUAUCAAAUCUUUGGCCACUUCCUUUCAAAGAAUCGGUUCGUCUUCGGGUUCUGGAGCAUGUACUUGAAACUGAUUCCCAAUGACUCAGCCGGUCUCGUCAUGUCCUACUACUUUUCGUCCCCGGAGAAUCAUACCAACGUGGAUGAAAAUGGAAAGUCCAAGGACACUCACGAUGAGAUGGACUUUGAAUUUCUUGGUAACGUCACUGGAGAGCCAAUCACUCUUCAAACAAAUCUUUAUUUGAACGGCAAAGGAGGUCGCGAAGUACGUCACUACUUGCAAUUCGAUCCGGCGGCGGAUUUCCACAAGUAUUCCCUCCUCUGGAACAAACACAUCAUCAUAUGGUACGUUGAUGACAAGGUAAUACGUGUCCACCACAACAAGCCGGACGUGCCGUUUCCCCUUGUCAGACCCAUGUCGGUGCUUGCCAGUCUGUGGAAUGGAAGCAGUUGGGCCACACAGGGAGGUAAGGAGGAGCUCAACAUCAGCCACGUUCCUUUUGUGCUGCAAUAUGAGGGAUUCGGCGGUGUAGACGGUUGCUUCGCUUGUCCCACAAAUCCGUUUACAGACCCAUCACCGAACUGCAUCAACCCUGACCUUUCCCAAUGCAACUCCGAUAGUUAUUCGUGGAACGCGCAGGAUUCGCUUACUACGAAGCAGAUAGAAGAGCUGAAUAGCCAUUCUCGGGACUAUGUGAUCUACAACUACUGCAAAGACGACCUACGGUUUAAAAAUUGGAAAACUGGCAAUGUUACAUUCCCGCCAGAGUGCAAAUACAACAAUUUCAUUUAGCAUGAAUACUUUCAGAUAUUACUACAAAAAAUUAUUUUAAUUCAUUCUAUUUAGGUGGGACUGUGAUUCUUUUGUGAUCAGUAGAAGACUGAUCGACAUUCGAUCAGGUCUUUUGACAGAAUUUUAGUGCUUAGGAUUCUCAACCAACCUCUUCUGGAUUGUCUUGUUAUAAUCCAAAGAGUGUAAGAUUGAAGAGAAACUUCGAAAAUUGUUCAUUAUUUUCAUCAUAAACUGUUCCGCUGCAUCACGUGUGAUGACACGCUGUGAACAUCACUAUU